Strongyloides ratti is the source of this 1323-nucleotide messenger RNA. RefSeq names its product Fumarylacetoacetase. The record is from RefSeq and is a predicted model, not a curated record. Gene Ontology annotation, biological process: homogentisate catabolic process; L-tyrosine catabolic process; L-phenylalanine catabolic process. Bases 1 to 1323 code for a protein of 440 amino acids. Gene Ontology annotation, molecular function: fumarylacetoacetase activity. The transcript is spliced from 2 exons. NCBI's taxonomy places the organism in Eukaryota, Metazoa, Nematoda, Chromadorea, Rhabditida, Strongyloididae.
AUGUUUAAGGCGUCGUUUCUUUAUAAAUUGACCUUUAAUUUAAGACAAAAAAGAAAUUAUAAAAUGUCUUUUGUUAACGUUCCAGCUGAAUCACAAUUUCCUAUUCAAAAUUUACCUUAUGGUGUAUUUUCUACUAAUGACAACAAAAAAAGAAGAAUUGGUGUAGCUAUUGGAGAAGAAAUUUUGGACUUAUCUGUUGUUAAACAUUUAUUUAGUGGUCCAAUUUUAUCAUCUAAACAAGAUGUAUUUGCAUCAGAAACUUUAAAUGCUUUUAUGGCUUUAGGAAAAUCAGCUUGGGUUGAGGCUAGGAGUACAUUGACAAAGAUACUUGGAACUGAAGAUCCAACACUUCGUGAAAACGCUGAAUUACGUUCAAAAGCUUUUGUUAAACAAUCUCAAGCUACGAUGCACCUUCCAGCUUCAAUUGGUGAUUAUACUGAUUUUUAUUCUUCUGAAAGUCAUGCUACAAAUGUCGGUAUAAUGUUUCGUGGAAAAGAAAAUGCUUUAAUGCCAAAUUGGAAAUGGAUACCAGUUGGUUAUCAUGGACGUGCUUCAUCAGUUGUUGUCUCUGGAACUCCAAUUAAAAGACCAUGUGGACAAUUGAAGGCAGAUGAUCAGGAUGCACCAACAUAUGGUCCAUGUAGAUUACUUGACUUUGAACUUGAAACUGCAUUUUUUGUUGGUGGAGAAGAAACAAAAUUAGGUGAAACUGUUAGUAUCAAGGAAGCUGGAGACAGAAUUUUUGGUGUUGUUCUUAUGAAUGAUUGGUCUGCAAGAGAUAUUCAAAAAUGGGAAUAUGUGCCAUUAGGACCAUUUUUGGGUAAGUCAUUUGGUACAACAAUAUCACCAUGGAUUGUAACAAUUGAUGCUUUGAAACCAUUUGUUAUUGAUAAUCCAAAACAAGAUCCAGAGGUAUUGGAAUAUCUUAAAGAUGAUGAACCAUUUACUUUUGAUGUUGAUUUGGAAGUUUUAAUUAAGCCACAAUCUUCAUCAACACCAACAACUGUUUGUAAAUCAAAUCUUAAGAAUUUAUAUUGGACAAUGAAACAACAACUUGCACAUCAUACAGUAAAUGGUUGUAAUAUUAGACCUGGAGAUUUAAUGGGUUCAGGUACCAUUUCAGGUACUGAACCAACAAGUUUUGGUUCUAUGUUAGAAUUGUCUUGGAAAGGUACCAAGACUGUUUCUGUUGGUGAGGAGACAAGAAAAUUUAUUGCUGAUAAUGAUGAGGUCAUAAUUAAAGGAUUCUGUCAAAAAGAUGGAAUAAAAAUAGGUUUUGGAGAGUGUACUGGUAAAGUUUUACCUGCUGAAAAGAAGUAUUAA